Molecule: messenger RNA, 7867 nt
Organism: Pelobates cultripes (western spadefoot toad)
Lineage: Eukaryota; Metazoa; Chordata; Amphibia; Anura; Pelobatidae
Source: the annotation of a GenBank genome assembly
GCGGAGGUCUGGGCAGUAGCAGUUACCGGUAGGUCCCCGCGGGGCUGUUUGUGUUUGAAUGUGGUGGGCGCUCGGUGCGUGGCUGCUAACAGUCAGGGAAUGGCGGGCAUUCAGCGAGAUGGCUACCACCUCCUGCCGGCAGUAAGGUGCUGUAUCUACUACUCCUGUAGAGUUUGUCUCGCUGGGCGCACGCAGUGGUGAUGGUGGCUCCCGCCUGCCUAUACCCAGGGCGCGGUGUGUAUGCUGGUAUCUGGGGACUGACUGUUAUUGGCACACCCCUGGGGGAACUGACUGUAUGGGACCCCCCUUCCCUUGGGGGGGGGGAACUGACUGUAUGGGGGGGAACUGACUGUAUGGGACCCCCCUUCCCUGGGGGAACUGACUGUAUGGGAUCCCCUUCCCUGGGGGAACUGACUGUAUGGGAUCCCUUCCUAGAGGGGAACUGACUGUAUAGGAUCCUUCCUGGGGGGGGUGGCUGUAUGGGAUCCCCUUCCUGGGGGAACUAACUGUAUACAGGACCCCUUCCCUGGGGGCUUGACUGUAUGGGACCCCCCCUUCCUGGGGAGAACUGACUGUGGACUUGCUUCUGGGGGAACUGACUGUAUGGGACCCUUCCUGGGGGGAGCUGACUGUGGGACCCCUUCCUGGGGGGGAACUGACUGUAUGGGACCCCCUUCCCUGGGGAACUGACUGUGUAGGACCCCCCUUCCUGGGGAGACGGCUGUAUGGGACCCCCUUCCCUGGGGGAGGGAACUGACUGUAUGGGACCCCCCUUCCCUGGGGGAACUGACUGUAUGGAGCCCCCUUCCCUGUAGGGAACUGACUGUGGGACCCCCCUUCCUGGGGGAACUGACAUAUGGGACCCCUUCCUGGAGACGGCACAAUAUGGGACCCCCUUCCCUGGGGGAACUGACUGUAUGGGACCCCCUGGGGGAACUUGACUGUAUGGGACCCCCUUCCCUGGGGGAACUGACUGUAUGGGACCCCAGCCUGGGGAACUGACUGUAUGGGACCCCCUUCCUGGGGGGCUUGUUUGUAUGGGACCCCCUUCCUGGGGAGACUGACUGUAUGGGACCCCCAGCACUUCCCUGGGGGAACGACUGUAUGGGACCCCCUUCCCUGGGGGGGAACUGACUGUAUGGGACCCCCUUCCCUGGGGGGAACUGACUGUAUGGAGCCCCCCUUCCCUGGGGGAACUGACUGUAUGGGACCCCCCUUCCCUGGGGAACUGACUUUAAUAUGGGACCCCCUUCUGGGGGGGAACUGACUGUAUGGGACCCCCCUUCCCUGGGGGGGGGGGGAACUGACUGUAUGGGACCCCCCCUCCCUGGGGGGGGAACUGACUGACUGUAUGCUGGUUUACUGGCACACUCCUUGUCACCCUGUAUGGGCACUGACUGUUACUGUCACCUGCUGGGCGCAGUGUCUGGAGCUGUCACUGGGACAGGUAAUGGGAUGAUGGUGUUAUGUACUAAUAGGUCCCAGGCAGCAUUGAUCAUGUCACUGACUUCCAAUGGGCAGCUGCUGGAGACAGACUAGCUGUUUAAUGGAUAGUCUUGAUCAGUCUGGCGUAUCUUGUUGGCUAGCUCCAUCCAUAGUCACUCGAACAUAUAUGUAGUUGGCAUUACUGUAAGGAAAUGUGUAUCAUACCUCUGUGAAAGGCCAGUCUACAGUAGGAAUAACUUACAGGAGCUGUGUAUCUGAUCUGGGUUGUGGAUCUGUGAUGUAUUGGAAACAUACGGACGUGGCUUUACACACGGCUUUUAACUAAUAAAGAUCCUCUUCUAAUCACAACUUAAAUUACAAUAUUCUAUUGGAAUAGUGAGAAUGGCAUGCAACAAACUGGCAUGGGCAAGAUAAUGUUGGCUAGAGCAAACUUCUGAAGUACCUCACCCAGUAAUGGUAUACUUUAAGUCUACAUCCAAAUGCACGUUGGUCUUUAACCCCUUAAGGACCAAACUUCUGGAAUAAAAGGAAUCAUGACAUGUCAUGUGUCCUUAAGGGGUUAAACUUUUAAAUAUUUGCAGUAGGUAAAUACAAGGUAUCUGUCUUACUGUUGCGUUAACCUGUCCGGACUAUCGAACUUUAAUAUUGGUUGCUUAAAUGAACAUGUGUCACUGAGACCUGACUUAUCAAAGACUUUAGUUUGCAUGAGACAGCUGACUCAUAUUGCUAGCUGGAAAAAAGAUUUAUACUUUUCACACCCACUCAAGGGGGCACUGAUCUAACAAGCAGUGUCUUAUCCUUGGGAAUGCUGAAAACGUGUACUGGAUUAUGGGGGUUAGUGUUUGCUUACUGGUUUAAAAAUAACUGUCAAUUGAUGCUUGUCACUCUAAGUGUAAUAAAAGUAGUUAUGACUGUCCUCUUUAACAGUUAUCAUGCAUGUUCCUCUUUUAGUUAGGGAAGGUGUUCUAGCAUCUAGAACACUUUGUUGCCAUGCAUCUAUAAACCUGGACUUGACAGAGGCAAAAUGUGGCUUUUGAUUUCUUGACCAUAGUGAGACUUGUCAAGGCAAAAACAAGUUGUUCCAAGUACCCCUCAAAAAAGCAAUCACCAUGGGAACAAAGUUUCUGCAUGUAAAAUGGCACCAUUAUUGAAAAUUUUGUAUCUUGUAUAAUUUGCCAACUGCAAUUCUAGAAAGUAGCAAUGCUUUGGUUUGUAAUUUUUAAUGUUCUUUCCUUCCUAGUUGUAAGCUGUCUUGGUAUUGAGAAUGCGUCGCAGUAUUGCAUCCAAUAGUCUCAACAUGAACUCCACUAUUGGAAUCUACAGUGCCUACCAAAAUCCUUCUCUACCAAACGAAACGAUCAUCCAGACAAACAUGUCGCCUCAAAGAACGGUGCUUGGUGUGAUCAGUGGCAAUGAACAGUACAGACGAACACUUGGCCAGGCAAGUAGCUUGGCACUAACAUUGUUAUAAAAUGUGUGUAGGAUUAACUCUCUGCUAGUUGCUGGUGGUAGAAUUAGAGCCGCUGAGAUCUCUUGCCCAUUCUACAGACUCAUACUAUAAUGAAUGAGCCAAAUAUUUUAAGGAACUAACUAUAAUACAAAUCAUUAUGGAACUAUAACUAUGCCACCAUAACAAUCAUUCAGAGCUGCUUCAACAUGGCAUGUCUCCAUUAAAUACUGCAACAGUGCAUAGGAUGCUGUGCCAGCCUACUGUGACUGGCAAAUUGUAACACUUGAUCAUUAAGUGUUUUGGCUCUCCCUUGGACUCUUCUCCCUCCCCCCCCACAUAAAAGAAAAAGGGGUUGUGGGUGGGGUUUGUUCUCCCUUAAGUAUAUAUGGGGAAAAUUAAACCCAUCCCUACUGUUACUGUAUGUCAGGGUCCUUCAAUCAUAUAAUGCACCUUUUUGGUUGGAGAAAACUGCUUCUGAGCAGGUAGUGAAGCCUAUAUAAACCAUUUCAGCACCCUGAAUCGCCAAAGGUUUGUUUACGGUUGAAGGAUCAUGCUGCCUAAUGAGGUGACUUGCCCACUAACAGUUCUGAUAAUUCUAACCUACUACAUAACUAGAACUGCUUUAUGUAAACUUUAGUUUGUAGCAGUAAUGACCCUUUUUUGCUGAUGAAAUGGUGACAUAUCUUGAGGUGACUAGAUUUCAAUCACUAACAUAUUGUGUAAACUGACUUUAACUCCAUUAUUACAUUUUCUAGUCUUGGCCUGUUAACAGAUAUUAAUAAUCAUAUCUUAAUUCAGGCUGCUGGAGUUAAGAAUGAAUUUCCUCUCCUGAGAAAGGUGUCCUGUUUACCUGUUCCUAAACCCAGUUUUACAAUCUAUGUUGAUGAGCCAGAGGUUAAACAAGAGAAGUGUUCAUUUGAAGUAGAGUUUCCAAGCUUUGAAGAAGCGGAUGUCAACAUUGUGAAACAAAGUUUCCACUUGCUGCUUGACAUUAGUACAUGUGAGUACUAUAUUGCUACUUUUUACUUUUUAUUUUUAAUGUGAAAUAUCAUAACCCAUGACUAAAACUAUUUGUUACAGCUUCCCCAAUGAUGGUUGAUACAUCUAUGGACCAUCACCCUGGAGACGGGUCUGAAAUAGAUCCUGAUGCCAUUGUUGUAUCUGAAUACAUGGAUGAUAUUCACCAGUACCUCCGUGAGGCUGAAGUAAGUACUGUUUCCUAAGAUAAUGUUUUAGAAAGCCUUUCAGCCUGGCCAAACUACUAAAUGGCAUGAGAUCUAAAGGCUAGCACAAUCCUUAACUUCCCUAGUAUGAAUGGCACAUAUCCACAAUUAGUGUAUUUCAAAUGAAGGGGGUGGAAUAUCUAUGGAGCAGCAUAAAGUACCCCUGAUUUGGUAAGCAAUAAAGUCUUGGCACCAAACUUUAACUUAAGGUAUCUGCCUGAAAAUCCUGUCAAGCUGGAGUACAAUAAAGUGUUGGGAGAAUGCAGUGUGCCAAUCUUCAGACAAGGGACAUGAGCAAAGGGAGUAAAGACAUCUGUCAGACUUGAGAUGCUGCUUCUCAAGUCUAAGCCAGUAAGACUUCUGAAACCUAGUCUGUUCUAUAAUGGACAAUGAAGUACAAAUGUAUCAUUCCUGUCUUGGCUAGACCAUUGUCUUAUGCUCUGGCAGGACUUUUAUUUAAUUUUUUUUUUUAACUUUUUUGGGUGGUGGAGGAACUGUUUGUCAGAGAUGGUUGAAACAACCAGAAAGUUCAACAUCCAAGUGACUGCAUUUUGUUUCAGUAUCUCCAGAUAUUGCCUUCCUGCUUAAACAGGAAAGUUCCUCAGAUUUAAAAAAAAAUUUUGUCACUUGUCUGACUGCUUGGUGCAGAAAUGAUAGUUUUUUAUUUUUUUAUUUUAUUUUUUAUAAAUGUUAAAACUUGACCUGCAGACCCUUAAGCUUUACCUCUGAACAAAUCAUAAUGGCUAUGUAUCUGUCUUUUUAUAUUGUGCAACUCUAAAUGGUUAUACUCCUAACAAAGGGGUGACAAUAGCUUAAAUACUUGAUACCAUGCUUUAAAUGCAGUGGCUUAUUUUCUUAAAUCUACUGGCCAAAAAGCAAUCAAAGGGAUACUAAUGGUUCUUAACUGUCUUAAUAGGUAAGACACAGGCCAAAGGCACUUUACAUGAGAAAACAGCCUGAUAUAACAACAGCAAUGCGUACCAUCUUGGUGGAUUGGCUUGUGGAAGUCAGUGAGGAAUACAAACUUCGAUGUGAAACACUCUAUCUUGCUAUCAACUACCUGGACAGAUUUCUAUCCUGCAUGUCUGUACUGAGGGGCAAGCUACAGCUUGUUGGAACAGCUUCCAUUCUCCUGGCAUCGUAAGUAUAUAAAGUCUGACUUGUCUGCAAAGAUCCACAAGAGAUGAAAUGCUCUUGCUAUUUUCAAAAACUCUAGACUUCCUGCUACUUGCAUUUAUUUGAAAACUGGCAGUCUUGUGAAGGGCAUGCUAACGGUACCUAGAACUACUGGGACUAACAAGCUGGGUACAACAAAUAUUCCAGCAUCUUGAUCAGUUAAAGGAUGGACUUGGAAGUGCAAAAAUAGUCUGACUUGCACUUUUACUAUCUAAAAGAUUUGGAAACAUGGUUGAAGACACUUGUCAUUGAUUCAGUAAGGUAGCUGGUGUCUGCUUAUGGCUUCUCAAUUUAACUCCCUUGUCAAACUAUAAUCACCAAGCAAUGCCACAUAGCUGAAACUAAAUGGGGCACUAAUACACUUUUGGGUAUCUUUCUGCAGAAAAUAUGAAGAGAUUUACCCACCUGAUGUAGAUGAGUUUGUGUACAUCACAGAUGACACUUACACAAAGAAACAGCUGCUACGCACAGAACAUCUGCUCCUGAAAGUACUGGCUUUUGAUCUGACUGUACCUACAAUCAACCAGUUCCUGCUCCAAUAUCUGAAAAGACACUCAGUCUGUCCCAAAACUGAGCAACUUGCAAUGGUAAAUGUACACCAUAGUAAAUUUCACUACUCGAAAGGCUAAAGAUGACAAAGCAGAUACUAAGAUGUACUAUCUUGUCUGCAGUAUUUUGCAGAGCUGACUCUUCUUGAAGUGGAGCCAUUCUUGAAGUAUCUCCCUUCGAUGACGGCAGCAGCUGCUUAUUGCCUUGCCAACUACACAAUAAACAAGACUUUUUGGGUAAGAUAUUAACUAGUUCAAGCUACCCAACUGACACUGACCUCCUGUACUUGUAAUAAGAUUGGUACUGGCCAGUCACUGAGUGGCAGUUAAUAGAAUGCUUAAAGGACCACUCUAGGCACCCAGACCACUUCAGCUUAAUGAAGUGGUCUGGGUGCCAGGUCCAGUUUUUUUUAAUAUAUAAACAUAGCAGUUUCAGAGAAACUGCUAUGUUUAUAAGUGGGUUUAGCCUCUCCCUCCCCCCCUCAUUGACAGCUGCUAGAGGCACUUGCGUGAUUCUCAUGCAAGCGUCAAUAGGAAAGCAUUGAUAAUGCUUUCCUAUGCGACUGGCUGAAUGCGCGGCAAGAGCUGCGCGUGCAUUCAGCCGACGAGGAUCGGAGGCAGAGAGCUCCCCACCCAGCGCUGUAAAAGUAAGUUUUACCCCUUUUCCCCUUUCCAGAGCCAGGCAGGAGGGGGACUCUGAGGGUGGGGACACCCUCAGGGCACUACAGUGCCAGGAAAACGAGUGCUUUCCUGGCACUAUAGUGGUCCUUUAAGGAAACCUUCACCAUAAUGCAAAAUUCCCAGGGCUUGACUGGCUGUAGAGGACUCGGAGUAGGCAUCAAGUGUGCCUUUAACAUAUGGCUUCCCUUUUGCCAAUGGAACUCUUGACUCUUGCAAGAGUCAAAAGAUGAUACCUAUAUAAAAUCUUUAGAAUCUCUUGCUCUCACCCCUGCUCUAAAUUGACACUAAAACUGUGUAUUUCUCUCCAAUCAUAUGGUCACUGAGAAUCCAGUGGAAACAUGCUAAGCAAACUCUUGUCUCAACAGCCUCAAGAUCUUGUUGCAUUUACUGACUACACGCUAAGUGAAAUUGUGCACUGCAUUAGUGACUUGCAUAGGUUGUGUCUCCAUGCUCCCCAUCAAGUACCACAAGCAAUUCGAGAAAAGUACAAAACUCCCAAGUGAGUAUGCUUUGAGAAUCUGCAUUUUAUAAUUAAACUUUUAAAUGCAUAUUAUAAUUCCUGACUUCUCUUUCCAGGCACAUGCAAGUCUCUCUUAUUGAGCUACCAGCAAACCUUCCUCUCAAAUGAACACUUUUUCUUCAGACUUGUGUAGCACUUACUUCAUGAUCAACAGUGUUGGUCUGACUUUUGAUGACACUGCAGGCCAAGUGUCAUGAACUUUUUACAUUUUUAUGAACUUUUUAUACUGGUACACUAACCUAGGACUUAACUCUUACAACUAUUUUGCACUACAUGCCACCAAUAGAUGGACCUGCACUUUAUCUUGACCCUUGAAGACCUCAAUGUGGUCCUACAAAUGUUUGUUUAAAACUAUUCUGGUAGAUGGUAGCACUGACCCAUUUGGGGGGUGGUCAAACCCAUAGUCUAAAGCCAAACAUGGCUCCCAAUGCAGAGUACUAGAGUAGAACUGACUUUAAGACUGGCCUAGACAUGAUUGUGCUGUCGCUGGUCAGGUGGUAACAAGGUAUAGUUUUCUAUACUUGUAGAACUGGGAGGGCAUAGGCUUAAUACCAAACUGCACUAUGGCACAUCUGCUGAUAGCCUUUGGUUUUUAGUUUCUUAAGCUAGGUGAAACAAGGAUUCUGCACCCAGUAAACCCUCUGGGUGUUGGGCAAGAUUAUCAAAUAGUCUUUGCCAUCUGAUUCUUAUAGUACACCAUGACUGCAAUAUGACUAGUCAUGUAUAAACAGUACAGUAGGUUGACUAUUUUAAACUGGGUAAACGCUAACAUUCACCAAUCCUUGUGAUGUCAAAGUAUUUUAAUAAACCAUUAAUUCGUAAA